AUGGGCAAGGUACCUAACCGAUCAAUCCCACACCACAGUCUCCAGUCGCUCUGGAUACCAGGGUUCCUAGACGAACAUCACUCUUAUGUGGGUUGGGAUCCUUAUCAACAUCCGCAGAAGCAGACUCGAGAUCUGCCAUCGCAGCUGGAGCUCCACUUGACAAGCCAAAAAGUUGGACCUAAAACCGACCAGUUAGGAAAAAAUGAUCAGUCUAAAUUAACUCGAUUGCGUCGAGCCAACCAUGGAUCAGAUAUCAGCCUUGUCCUUCCAGUGUGCGGUCAAGGGCCGUCAGUUGAAAGCUGA
Messenger RNA from Paracoccidioides brasiliensis Pb18, 303 nucleotides. RefSeq lists its product as uncharacterized. The record is from RefSeq and is a predicted model, not a curated record. The transcript is spliced from 2 exons. The coding region runs from base 1 to 303 and encodes 100 amino acids.